AUGCUGCCAAGAGUGGCGCUUGGCCUUGCCGCCGCUCAAGGAGCCGUCGCAUCUUUGCACAGCAACAAUUUGGCUUAUCUGAGUCCGUCCCGGCGCCAUCCUACGUUAGCGGUCCCCGCCAGCCAUCUAGCUACUCGAGCAGCCGAUGAGCUCUAUACUCCUGAUGAGCUAGAAUUCACCCAUGGUGUAGCUUCGGGUGACCCUCUGGCUGAUUCUGUCAUCAUUUGGACUCGGUUGGCCCCAUCAUCCAAUAACACGGCCUCUGACACGGUUCCCGAAGGAGUUGUUCCGAUUUACGAUCACCUAGAAGCAGAUCACCCAAGCGAGAAGUCUGCUUGUGUUGAGUUUCGGAUUGCCAGCGAUGAGAAACUCACAGACAUCGUGGACAAAGGCACUGCCUAUACCACUAGUGACGUUGAUUACACCAUAAAAUUUGAGGCCGCAGGGUUGAAGCCUUUCACCACGUACUACUACCAAUUCAACGUCUGUAACUCGGCAAAGACCAGCAUUGUCGGCCGCACAAAGACGGUUCCAAGCAAAGACGCCAAAGUCGAGAAAAACAUUAAAUUGGCCGUCUACUCUUGUAGCAAUUACCCUGAGGGAUAUUUUAACGCGUACGGCAACCCGGUUAGCAAGGACUCGGUUGACUAUGUCCUUCAUCUGGGAGACUACAUCUACGAAUACAAAGGUGACUCAAGUAUUCGUAAUCCGGAGCCCGAUAGAGAGACAUACGACUUGUAUGACUAUCGCAAGCGCAUCGCCACGUACCGCACUGACCCAGACCUCCUUGCCUCCCAUCAAAAGUUCCCUUGGAUCCCAGUGUGGGAUGAUCACGAAGUUGCCGACAACUCCUGGCGCGAAGGCUCUGUGAAUUCCGACGGCGAGGUUUUCGCCAAGCGUAAACAGGCCGCCGUUCGAGCUUACUUUGAGUGGAUGCCAAUCCGUCAAGUUGAGAUGGACGAUAGCCUGCGAAUCUGGCGCUCAUUUUCCCUUGGAACCCUAGCUGACUUGAUGAUGCUCGACACGCGCCAAUACAGCCGUGAUCUUACGGUGUUGGGAGGCUUUGCGGGCAUUGGAGGCAAUUCAGGAGAGGUAGAGAAGCUCGUUGACCUCGACAACCGCACCAUUAUGGGGUUCAACCAAGAAGCCUGGUUCUACGACCAGCUGUCCCAGUCAUCUAAUCGAGGAGCGGCUUGGCGUUUGGUCGGCCAACAGGUGGUUUUCAGCCAUGUGACCUUCGGCUUCUUCACCACUGAGGGAUUCAACCGGGACCAGUGGGAUGGAUAUCUGGCAAACCGCCGCCGUGUCUUCAGCCAUUUAUACGACAACCAAAUUAACAACACAAUCAUCAUGUCGGGAGACUCUCACGCCUCGUGGGUAUCUGACCUCGCCUGGGUAACCGGUGAUGAAGGUGAUCGGCCCUAUGACAAGAACAGCGGCGAUGGGGCCAUUGGCGUGGAGCUGGCCGGUUCAGCCGUGUCAUCUAAAAGCCCUAUCGGCAAUGUUCUGCCCAACUUUCUUACAAAUUUGGCGUCGGCUUGGCUCGUAAACAAGAACGACGAGCUACAGUGGCAGGAUUUGUAUUUCAGGGGCUACUACGAGAUGGACAUCGGUUACGAUAGCCUCACAGCGACAUUCUUCGGUAUCCCUGACGUUAAAACGAGGAAUACGAAAGAGGAUAUUAUUGCAAGAUUCGUGGUUAAUAACGGCGAGAAUAGAUUGGCUCGUAACCCAACUGUUGGUGGAGGAACUGCCAAGAGUGGUUCGCUCAAGAAUGGCAAGGUGUCGACAUAA
Clonostachys rhizophaga is the source of this 1794-nucleotide messenger RNA. The record is from the annotation of a GenBank genome assembly. NCBI's taxonomy places the organism in Eukaryota, Fungi, Ascomycota, Sordariomycetes, Hypocreales, Bionectriaceae.